Hansenula ciferrii is the source of this 1665-nucleotide messenger RNA. RefSeq names its product sugar porter family MFS transporter (gene HXT5). The record is from RefSeq and is a predicted model, not a curated record. Bases 1 to 1665 code for a protein of 554 amino acids. The transcript has a single exon. Lineage: Eukaryota; Fungi; Ascomycota; Saccharomycetes; Phaffomycetales; Wickerhamomycetaceae. Gene Ontology annotation, biological process: transmembrane transport; carbohydrate transport. Gene Ontology annotation, cellular component: plasma membrane. Gene Ontology annotation, molecular function: carbohydrate:proton symporter activity.
AUGUCUACUGAAACAUCAGGUCAACAAACACCUGUUGAUGUUCUUUCAGAUGAUCAUGAAAAGAUAGAAAAUUCCUCUUUAGAAGGAAAUGAAAAUCAACAUCAUGCUGGUAUUCCAGAAAAACCAGUUAAAGAAUAUGUCUUCAUUAGUAUCUUAUGUUUGAUGGUUGCCUUUGGUGGUUUCGUUUUCGGUUGGGAUACAGGUACCAUUGGUGGUUUCGUUAACCAUACCGAUUUCAUUAGAAGAUUUGGUCAAAUGAAUUCUGAAGGUGAUUAUUUCUUAUCAAAAGUUCGUGUCGGUUUAAUUGUCUCUAUAUUCAACAUUGGUUGUGCUUUCGGUGGUAUUCUUUUAGCUCCUUUAGGUGAUAGAUUAGGUCGUCGUAUUGGUUUGAUGGUUGUCAUGGUUGUUUACAUCGUUGGUAUUUUGAUCCAAAUCACUUCAACUACCAAAUGGUUCCAAUAUUUCAUUGGUCGUAUCAUUUCAGGUCUUGGUGUUGGUGCUAUUGCCGUUUUAUCACCAAUGUUAAUUUCAGAAACUGCUCCAAAAGCUUUAAGAGGUACAUUGGUCUCAUGUUAUCAAUUGAUGAUUACUUUUGGUAUCUUUUUAGGUUAUUGUACUAAUUUUGGUACUAAAACUUACAGCAAUUCUGCUCAAUGGAGAAUUCCAUUAGGUUUAUGUUUCUUCUGGGCUCUUUUGAUGAUCUUUGGUAUGACUUUAAUGCCAGAAUCUCCACGUUAUUUAAUUGAAGUUGGUCGUAUCGAAGAAGCUCAAGUUUCCAUUGCUAAAUCAAAUAAAAUUUCCGUUGAUGAUCCAUCAGUUUUCGGUGAAGUUGAAAUUAUCCAAGCAGGUAUUGAUAAAGAAAAAGCUGCUGGUACUGCAUCAUGGGGUGAAUUAUUUACUGGUAAACCAAGAAUUUUAUAUCGUGUUAUCAUGGGUAUUAUGUUACAAUCUUUACAACAAUUGACUGGUGAUAAUUAUUUCUUCUAUUAUGGUACCACUAUUUUCAACGCUGUUGGUAUGAAAGAUUCUUUCCAAACUGCUAUUGUCUUAGGUAUUGUUAAUUUCGUCUCAACUUUUGCAGGUUUAUACGCUGUUGAAAGAUUUGGUAGAAGAAAAUCAUUAUUAGGUGGUGCUGCUGGUAUGAUUGCAUGUUUCGCAGUUUUCGCUUCUGUCGGUGUCACAAAAUUAUAUUUAAACCCAGAACAUACUGAAUCAUCAAAAGGUGCAGGUAAUGCUAUGAUUGUUUUCGCAUGUAUUUACAUUUUCUUCUUUGCUUCAACUUGGGGUCCAAUUAUUUUCGUUGUUAUCAGUGAAACUUAUCCAAUUAGAAUCAAAUCAAAAGCUAUGGGUUUAGCUACUGCUGCCAAUUGGUUAUGGGGUUUCUUAAUUGGUUUCUUUACACCAUUUAUCACAUCAGCUAUUAACUUCUACUAUGGUUAUGUUUUCUUGGGUUGUUUGGUCUUUGCAUUCUUAUAUGUCUUUUUCUUUGUCGCUGAAACUAAAGGUUUGACUUUAGAAGAAGUUAAUGAAAUGUACGCUGAAAAAGUCUUACCAUGGAAAUCAUCAUCAUGGGUUCCACCUGCACAAAGAACAGCUGCUCAACAAGCUCAACAAGCUGAAGAAACUACAGAUGAUGCUCCAAAAUUCUUAAAAAGAUUCUUUUAA